CCUAAGGUACAAUAAACUUUAACAAUGUCAAUUUAACAACAACUUACUUACCUCUUACACACCUUCUGACUCUACAUCCUGCAUAUACAACAAAAUACGAUCACAAUGCUUCCCCCCCUGGAUGAGGCCGUCCUCAAGCAGAACCCAGACUUCGAUCGUCUCUACAAAACUCUCACCACCUCGCUUCUCAACCCAGACGGGUCGACCCGGAGCAACGAUCCGGCAGCUAAGAAACGGGAAGCUGUACACAAUGAACUCAGAGCCUACCGUCUCAAGGCCACGAAACAGCAUCUCCUCCGCCGCGCGAUAGCAGCAGCAGCUAGCCCCGAACCGAGCAGUAGAACGAACGCGAACAGCAGCGCCGCUUCAUCUAAGCUACAACCACCACAACAAGACCUAUCUCAGCCUAAUCGACGGACAAGACCAAGGCCUCAAACACAGACGUCUACACAAACUCAGGCCCCUCCUGCCGAGAUUCUCGAUUUACUACUCCUACUACCGCCCUUCCUCUCCAAUCCCACCUCUUUAUCGCCCUCCGCGCUAGCUCUACUCCUUUCCCGUCCGCCAUUCUCCGAUCUUCCUUCUCUAUUCCCUCUCUUGACCGCCACCAUCUCUACCACGUUAUCUCGUCAAGCCGGCUCGCUAGCUCGUGUGCUCAACCCGCAUACCAACCCCUCUUAUAUCCACCGCUCUGUCCCCGCCCUCGCGUCAACAACUACCGCCUUGCUAUCCACUAUAUCAAGCUCCUCUCUGGCGCUAUCGCUCGCCCGCCAGCGCGCUGCUUACGACUUAGCGUCCCACCUCUCACAACACGCGGCGAUCAUAGCCCAGCUCGUCCGCGUGCUCGAGUCCAAACAUGGCCCCGCCGCGCGAUCCGCUGAGCUGCGCGCGGAGGAAGCCAACCUCUCCGUGCGCGCUUGGACUCUCGCUGCCGAGGCCUUGCUCUGGGACGCUCGACGUACCGUGUACCCGCCCGAGGCUAGACGCGCUCUGAUUAAUUAUAAGCGGCACUUGGGUAACGCGCGGAUGCGCCUCGCUGACACCUUACGCAUGCGCCAGGUAGAGCUUGAAGACUACGGCGUAACACCCGCCGAGAAUGGGGGCCACGGCGACGUUGGAGAGCAGAGCAAUAAAGAGCGGACGAUGCGUGAGAUGGCGAGGGUGUGGCGCGAGAUGGAAUCACGGCUUCACGAAGUAAAGGGAGACCUGGAUCGACUAAGAUAACCGAUUCAUCCAGCCGAGCAACCCGUUACGCACUCUCCCCCCCCCUCUCUCUCUCCCCCCUACUUUUCUUUUAAUCAUGGACAUGAUGAAUACCCUAAGACCUUGUUAUUUUAUGGAUGAAGAGAGCUAGUAAUGAAUUCUAUUUGCGUA
Messenger RNA from Daldinia caldariorum, 1374 nucleotides. RefSeq lists its product as uncharacterized. The coding region runs from base 106 to 1224 and encodes 372 amino acids. The record is from RefSeq and is a predicted model, not a curated record. NCBI's taxonomy places the organism in Eukaryota, Fungi, Ascomycota, Sordariomycetes, Xylariales, Hypoxylaceae. The transcript has 2 exons.